AAAAGUAAAAGAAGAUGAAGUUGCAGUUGCAAUUUUCCUUGGAACGUUAUUUUCAUCCUGACCUCCACCAGGACGACUAGGUCAUCGACUUACUAUUCCAAUCAAAUAGUUUUGUUGGAGGUUUGAUAUAUAUUAGAGGCAAAAACAAUGCCAUUAUUUCUAUCUGCAAGCACAAUCUCCAUAUUCAACACUUUCUUUUGGCCACGAGUUCAUGUCCGCCAUGACCUGUUUCUCCCCCAUUCGCCUUCUGGGUUGCCUGAUAGUGUUGCUGCUACUUCCAACGCGUAUCAACUCAGCUGACCCAGAUCCACUGCAGGAUUUCUGUGUUGCUGACUUGAAAGCCUCCCCAUCGUUAAAUGGCUUCCCUUGCAAACCUGCAGAAGAAGUUACUUCAGAUGAUUUUUUCUCUGAUGCUUUGAGCAAAGAGAGUAACACAACAAACAUCUUUGGUUGGUCUGUGACUCCAGCUAAUGUUCUUACAUUUCCUGGCCUUAAUACUCUAGGGAUUUCGAUGAAUCGAGUUGAAAUUGCUCCCGGAGGGCUGAACCCUCCUCAUUCCCAUCCUCGAGCAUCCGAAACUGGGGUGGUCAUAGAAGGGAAGCUCCUUGUAGGAUUUGUUACAACUAGCAAUGUGUUUCACUCCAAAGUUUUGAGUGCUGGGCAGAUGUUUGUUAUUCCUCGUGGUCUUGUUCACUUUCAGCUUAACGUUGGAGAAGAAAAAGCCCUUCUUUUCACUUCUUUCAAUAGUCAUUUACCUGGUGUUGUGAUCGCUCCAACUAGUCUUUUUGCUUCUUCGCCCCCAAUUCCCAAUCAAGUGCUAACAAAGGCCUUCCGAGUAGGGGAAGAUACAAUCGAAACCAUAAAAUCCAAGUUUGGAUGAUGAUCAUUCUUGAAGAUCCUUCAAAUUGUGCCAAAUACCACUUGUUUUUCCUGUUUUACAAGUCAUUCAUCUGAUUAUGAUUCAAUGUGUUUGUUUCAAUGUAUGCUCGUCGUGGUUUGAUUCCUACCCUAUCCUUAUGGAUGUAAUAAUAAACGAUCUAACAUUUGUAUUUAUAUAAAUAUAAUAAAGUCGAGCUCUAAAAUAAGUUACAUA
Manihot esculenta (cassava) is the source of this 1093-nucleotide messenger RNA. RefSeq names its product germin-like protein subfamily T member 2. The record is from RefSeq and is a predicted model, not a curated record. The coding region runs from base 212 to 880 and encodes 222 amino acids. The transcript has a single exon. Gene Ontology annotation, molecular function: manganese ion binding. Gene Ontology annotation, cellular component: cell wall. Lineage: Eukaryota; Viridiplantae; Streptophyta; Magnoliopsida; Malpighiales; Euphorbiaceae.